UUCUCAGUCACUCAGGACACCGGGGAAGUCGCGCGGUACUCUCACUGAGGCAUGCUACCGCUCAGCCGUCGCAUCUUAGCAUGGCAGACUGUAACCACUGCACGCACGAGCGGGCUUUAUCCGUAGAGGACGACGUUACGGUGGCGUUUUACAAAGAUGACAGCCAUGACAAAAACAGCGCCUACGACCGACAAGAGCCCGGCACAAACGACCGGGCACCAGAGAGGAUUCAUCUGCGGAGCAAGGGCCGAGCUUCGUGCGAGUAUGAUGAAGAAGAAGAAGAUGAUGAUGAUGAGCAACUGGAGGGCGCAAGAGGAAAUUCACUGGAAAGCAGCGGCGAGGAGAAAACGUCGUGCCCACCGGCGUUUUGCGUCAGAAACAAGUCCCCAUCCCCAGAAGGCCCAGAGAAACCAAAUAGAUGCCCAGGUCUUGGCUUGUUCUAUGCUUUCCUGUCCACAGUUUUCUUCUCCAUCAUCACCCUCUUGGUGAAAACUAUAGAGGGAAUUCAUGCUAUAGAGAUCAGUGCCAUACGAUGCUUCUUUCAGAUGCUGUUUGUCGCACCAGUAAUCAUCUAUCACAAGACAGGUUUUCUUGGUCCCAGAGAUAAACGUUUAGUUUUGAUGCUUCGGGGUUUCCUUGGUUCCAAUGCCAUGAUACUGCUCUUCUAUGCAGUUCAGCUGAUGCCGCUGGCAGAUGCCACCGUUAUCACAUUCAGUAAUCCAGUCUUUACCUCCCUCUUGGCAUGGAUCUUCCUGAAGGAGAAAUGUACAAUCUGGGACUGUGUUUUCACUGUUUUUACCCUCACCGGAGUCAUCCUCAUUGCCCGACCGCCAUUUCUCUUCGGCGAGAAUGUUCAUGGCAUUGAGGGCGACUACACGAACCACAUCAAGGGGACUUUUGCUGCAUUUGGAGGAGCAAUUGGAGCUGCGUGUACAUUUGUUAUUCUUCGCAAGCUGGGCAAGAGUGUCCACUACUACGUCUCCGUGUGGUAUUAUGCUGUCAUCGGGUUAAUCGAGUGCAUCAUCACCGUAUCCGUCCUGGGUGAAUGGAAAAUCCCAUUCUGUGGCCGCGACCGCUGGUUGCUGAUGUUGAUCGCCAUCCUGGGUAUCGCAGGCCAGACCUUCCUCAUAAAGGCUCUGCAGGUUGAGAAGGCCGGACCCGUAGCCCUGAUGAAAACUGUGGAUGUGGUGCUGGCGUUCAUCUACCAGUUCAUUUUCUUUAGCCGCGCACCAACAUGGUGGAGCCUCGGCGGAGCGCUGUGCAUAGCGGUGAGCACCAGUGGAGUAGCAAUAAGGAAGUGGUAUAAUAGUUCCUGUAGGAACUGAUGAGCAGACGUAUCGUCAGUUUAAGUAUUGAUUUUUUUUUUCUCUUUACCAUCAUAUGGUCUUAAUUUACUUCUUAUUUUACUUGUUAUUUAUAUGCAAACCUGAGUGGAAGUUUAAGCUCUUUAUAGAGUUAGAAGCAGAAAUAGAUCAGACCCAAUCUAAUAUGGGGCUGUUUUGGCUUGUGAUGUAUUCAGAAAUGAAGUCAGUGCAUCUAUACACAUUGAUUCUAAGAGUCAACCUGUGCAAUUUAAUGCUUGUAUCUUUUUUUAAAUUAAUCAACAGGUUUAGGUUUUUUUAAAGAAACGAGAAAAAAGACUUCUCCUAAAAACUGUACGCUGAUCCCUGGAACUUGUGUGUAUAUGUACACAGUAUAAAUACAAUGAAGGACAUCCCAUUUACUCCCCUUUUACUUUAACCUGAAUAAAAUAGCCAAAGAGAGGAUGGCAUAACCAUAUUGUACUAAAAAGUGUGCAAAUUUAGAUUUUUAUUAUGAUUUUACUCAAAAAAAAGAAAAAUGUUUGAAUCUGUUCAUGCUAAGACUACGACUAUGAUCGCUCUGCCAUCGACAAUGACAACAAAAAAACCACAAACUCAAGAAAAGCACUUUAAUGCAGUUAGUCACUACAAACAAUACAAUAAAUUCCAACACUGUCAUGCUGUACUAUUUUCUCAGGGAUUUCUCAGCAGGGUGUGAUGUUGGUUAGCACUCCUAGUGCUAGUCAGUGGACCACUUGUAUGUCCUCCCUGUGCAUUUUUCUCCAGGUUCCCUGUCUUCAACUUUGCAGCCCAACCUCUAGCUGUGCACUGUGCAAUAUUUAAAGUGCCUUAUGUAGGAAAGCUUUCCUUAAUAGAGCGGCUCAGUAACCAGUAGCAUGUCCUAAGAUACUCUCAGAUAACUGUGCAAAUACACAUGAAAAUGAAUAAGAAUUAGGGUGCUAAGAGAAUUUUGUAGCUAAAACACUAAGCCCCACCCCUGCGAUAGGCUGCACUGAUUUCUUUAUCAACACGAGAGUCAGAUCCUGUCAUCACCUUGUGCCAUUUUAGCAGGAAAUUAGUGCAUAAUCAGUUCAAAAAUAUAUUUUCUGUGAUGCUCGAAGUGGGAUGUCAUUUGCGCUUUGUCUCUGCCAGAGCGCAGAGCAAGUGUGAGUAAGCUGUCACAAUAAUUCAGCAAAUCAGCUGGUAAACAACUGCGCACAAAGAUCGCUUCAAGUGUCUUACAAUGAAAUCUUGCUCAUUUAUUUCAAGGAGGUAAAGCUAAAUAAUGAGAAGUAAAACAGCACAAUGAAGUGCAGUUUUGUUAAUAUAACCGUGCUCAACCCCUCAUUACUCAGGUGAAUAUCUGCAAACAGUUAGACUCAGUCUUCUAUAUAAAGGCACAUGUUCUGGUUUUGGCCUAGUAGGGUUUUUUCUUUUUCGUUUCUUUGUUUUAUUUUAAUGAUAGCCUUAGCAACUCAAUACUAGCAUCUAAGAUUCUGGACGUUUGCACUCGCCCUGUGAUUAUAAGUGGAUACAUUGUAUCUUCAGUCCAGAGGCGUUCAGCUGGUAAAGCAGUUUUGGGAUUUUUAGUUGAUUUAUAAAAUUCCAGCAAAAGUUCUAGAGACUUUAAAUAUUUUAAAGCACAAAUAUAAAAGCUUCUCUGCUAAAAGCAGUAGUUUGUUUUUUUCUUUCACGCUUAAAGAGUGUUUUUUCUGCCUCUGAUGUAUGAUUUAUGUCUAGAAAUCUGGCUCUCCAGCACAGCUGUCUCUAUGUUUUGUAUCUGGUAGAAAUUAUUUUGGUAUUUCUAACAUUUAACAACAAGUUUCCCAGUGGCACGACCAGUGAGGUCAUUUUCGCAACUGCAGUCCCGUAUUUGACACAAUUUAAUUGGGUCCAAUACAGCUGGAAAGGGAAAGCAAUUAGUGGUGCUAGACUGCUACGCUAUAUCCUGCGGUGCUGUCUUUGCUGUUUUUCACACUCUCCUCUUUCUGGAUUUUUUUUUUUUUUCUCAACUUGUGGAGAACUGUGUCUGCAGCACAACUUGCACAGUCAACACCCGUUCCUGCUAUAAUUAUUCCACUUAUGCAGUAAAUGUUAGUGUGCACACUGUUGCUUCUAUGCAAUGCGACAACUAUUUCCUUGUGUUGUAUAAGAAGUCCAGCUGGCUCAUGUUGGUCCUGUAGGACAUGACACAGUGAGCUGUAGAAGACUAAAGCAACAAACUUUGUGUGCAAUAUAAAAAUGCAUUUUAUCUACAGAAUUUGCUGUGGUUGAAGUAAAUCCCAGCCGUGCUCUGAGAUAUUAUGUAAAGAAGAAGAACUCAGUUUUAUUGCCAAAAUUAAUUACUGAUUCAAAAAAACAUAUUAGCUGUCUCACUCUGUUUUUUUGUUUUUUUGUUUUUUUUUUUAAGGAACUAGUAGAAAAUAAAGGCACUGUGACAUUUGUCAGUUGUUCAUGCAUGUGACGGUCACAUCAAAUGUCCACAAGUUAAUUUUCUUAAGUGUGUUUUGGUUUUACAUUGAAUUUAUUAUUAUUAUUAUUAUUAUUAUUAUUAGUUUAAAUGGCAUGAAUGCUGGUAGUGUGAGCACAAUGUGUUGUUUUUCAUGAGCUGGUAAGGUGAACAGUCUCAGGACCUACAAGCCUUAAAAACCUACUGAAGCUGUUUUUAUACUAUUAUUAUUAUUAUUAUUAUUAUUUCUGCAAUGUUUUACAGAAGCUCAGAUGUAUGUAUUUCCACACAGUGAUGAAUAACUUUUUAGUAUAUUAUAACUUGAAAAUAAAUCUUAUUUAAAUUUAUAAGUCUU
This is a messenger RNA of Maylandia zebra (zebra mbuna), 4105 nucleotides long. RefSeq names its product solute carrier family 35 member G1 (gene slc35g1). Gene Ontology annotation, biological process: regulation of cytosolic calcium ion concentration; calcium ion export across plasma membrane. Gene Ontology annotation, cellular component: endoplasmic reticulum membrane; plasma membrane. NCBI's taxonomy places the organism in Eukaryota, Metazoa, Chordata, Actinopteri, Cichliformes, Cichlidae. The record is from RefSeq and is a predicted model, not a curated record.